GGGUUUGUUUUCCCUCCCUCAAACAGCUCCACUUUGAUCUCCCUUUGGCCCUGGCCAUUCAUGUCUGCCUCAUACCUUUCUUUGGCCUCGGUGCUGUAAAUUCAGCGGAUCGCAUUUACAGAAGGCACCGAAUAAAUACUGAAGGGAGGAGUAGCAAAUACACAUGGGGGCAGAGCAAACUGAAGGAGAGUUCAUGAACUAAAUGUAAAGUUCUGGCCCUCCUCCCACACAAGAAAUAGAGAGAGCUCUGGUGUGAAGUGUGUGCAACAGAAUAAUAGCAGCGUCCAGAUUAAAGUUAAAUUAUGUUCAUUUGCUGGCUUUUAAUACAUCCUCAUUACUUUUUUCUUCUUCUGACCCAGUACUGUAGUUGCCUCGGGGAAGAUAUCGGCUCAGGAUUAGGAGAAUGAUAUUGUUUCUGAGUGGGAUCACAAUACAAAAAAGUUUAAUAACCACCUCCAUACAUUAUUAUGCCAGUUCCCCCUGUGGCACCUUCAAAGAAUUCCAGUUCUUCGAAAGACUGGGAAAGGGCCUCUGGGAUGGAUUUUGGCAGCUUGUGUUUGACCUACACCCAGCGUUCUCAGUCUGUCAAUGUACCUGUGAGAUGGCUAUUUAGCUCACAUGCUACUACUGCUCACCUUGCUCCUGGAUGGCUUGUCCCCUUUCAAAAAUUGACUUUAUUUCUCCAGCCGAAUUUUACCAGGAUAAACUGGGAGCUCCCUAUUGAAAAAAAUUAGGUUUUUUCCCCUCAAAUGUGAUAUACAUAUUUGAUUGUUGAUCCUAAAGAGACAAUCACCCAUGCUGAGAGCAUGCAACCAGUAAAAGGAUUAUUUAAAGAAAACAGGAACAUGAAAGAGUUGUAGGAAUAAAAUAGGAGGAUCAAGUGAAUGAAAUAAGUUGUAAGUCUUAUCACAUAGACUAGUUCCACUGAUUUUGUUAGGAAUACGUAAAUACAAAUAUUGCACAACUGAUUUUUCCCUUCCAAAAUCUCAACCUGGAUUUAGUUAAUAUUAUUAUUUGAAACUGAGGGGAGGGGGGGGGGACGACCACUUUCAAACACAUAAAUUCAUAGUCAGGCACCUGUAAGGGAGUCUUAUUGCUUGGCAUCCAAGAAGAGAGGCACUCAAAACUCAGCAGCCACUUGUGAAAAUUUGCCUGCCUGCAGCUUUCCCAAGGAGAGACAGGAGGUUUAUGGCAGAUCUCCUGAGUCCUAAUACAGCCGCUUUACUACAAGGCCUGCCUUCCUCUCCUCAAUAUGAUCUUAGGGCUUGUCUACCUAGGGAAGUUUUCUGGGAUAAGGUAGGGUGGGAAUUUAAAGCACAGUAGCUCUUCUGAUCAAUUUCCUCAUGUAGACAAGCCCUUAUUACAAGUCUUUCUGAGAUCUGAGUACUGUGUUCUAAGUCAUUCAUUAUGGUAGAAACAGCAUGUAAUUGAGAAUUUUUCCAAGGACUUAAUGUCAGUAACUACAGUAUGUAUAGUAAUCUUAAAAGAAAAGCCAGUAAAAUAUCUAGAGGAAAAAAAAAUUUUAACCCUCUUACAGAAAUACUGGGUUGUGCACAUAAAGAGUUGUGAUGAAAGCAAAAGAUAGAUGCCUCCUUACAUUUUCUUUUUCCUUUUAUUAUCACUGGUGACUCAGACAACACAUUUUUCUCUUUCUGUUGUACCUAUCGCCUUAUCCUCUUGUCUCUCCUCAGGGAACGUAGUCAGUUUUGAGGAACCUAAUUGAAAAAAAGUAACCUCAUGAGCUUUAAGAAGUUGUUGGAAAAAAUUUAAAAUUUCUGUGCAGAAGGGACAAAAAGGUGUAUUAGCUUCCUCAAGUGGAUUAAACUGGUCUGAGCCCAGGAAAUCCUGCAAUAUUCCACCAUCAUAAUAGAUAUGAGAAUUUGUUCAUUACAGUGCAUUUCCCAAUGCAACACUGAACUGAGUUAAAACAACCCCAGAAAGGAACAAAAGGACACUCACCCUGGCCUAGGAAUAGCAUGAUCCCAGCAGCAACAGAAGAAUGUGGGUUUUAAGCCUUCCCCAGAACUUUGUCAUAGGGAAUAGGGCUGGGUGGAUAGCAUACAGAGGUCCCAGCAUCUAACAGAGCUGAUGAUUUUGUCAUCAUGACUUUUAGAGUUGCAAAGCACUGUGCAAAAUUACUCCAAUAGCUGGAGCUUUAAGAGAAACAAGCAAUUAUUGCAAGACUUACAACGAAUUCACAGAAGUUGCCAACACUGAAGGUGCUGUGACAUCAAUUCCCCCCCAAGGCCAUCCAGCUCUAUCUGCAAUGUGAUGCCCCAGCCUGCACCACAUUAUGACAAUACAGCUACCAGAGGUCUCAUGGAAGUAUAGAACAAGCCCUGGGAGGGUCCAUUUAUAAGAUUGGAAAUAUCUGCUAUAUCAAGUCAUCCGUCUGGAUGUGGAGGUCUUUUGAGAGAGAGGAAAUUCAGCAUUGAUAAACGGAUUUGUGGAUUUGCAUGGGGUAAAAACAGAGCCAAAAAUAAACGUCUGAAAUUGAAUCUCAGCACUUGAAUGAUGGCUCCUCAGCUGUAUACACAUGCUUUCAAUAUCUCUUCAGUAGAGAAUAGGAGAUUGUGUAUAAAUGGAACACCAUGGAUUUGGCAUCUCUUGGAAGAAUGUGUAGAAAAUGCGUGGGAGUACUGGAGCGUUGUCAUAGGACUGAUUUCCAUUGUCUGUUUUCUGUUUGCUGCACUACCUCAACUUUAUGUUGCUUAUCAGAAUGGAAAAGUGGACCAAGCACUCUCUCUGGGCUUUUUGCUGUGUUGGAUUGGUGGGGACCUUACAAAUUUCAUAGGCUGUUAUUUAACAAAUCAACUGCCAAUUCAGAUUGUCACUGCCAUCUUUUAUGUUAACAUGGACAUAAUUGUGAUCUCACAGUUUGCCUACUAUAAGCUCAAGAAUCAGAAGACAACAAAAUGCAGCAUAAACCUGAAGAAUUUCUGUGUAACCUGGGUCUUGAUGUGUAUAACAUUGUGUGUAAUUUUACCCAGUCAGCUACUGCUACGAAACCAAGACCAGAGUGCUGUGCUGGAAGCUAGCAAGAACACUCUUGGUAUGAUAGAAAUGUCAGGCUUCAUUUGUGGCUAUAUAUCUUGCAUGUUUUACUUGGGAUCUAGAUUUCCCCAGCUGUAUAAAAACAGGCAAGGAAGGAAAACUGCACAUCUUUCAGAGAGGACAGGAGAAGUAGAUCUGAACCUGAUGGUGGGGGCAGAGUUCCAGAGAAGGUCCACAGAAGGCACAUCUUACCUGCUGUUUGCAUUAGCCAUGAUGGGAAACUGUACUUAUGGACUGAGCCUUGUUUUAAAGAUGCCUGCAGCUGAGGCUCUCAGAAACCUCUACUUUUUACACCAUCUUCCGUGGCUCAUUGGGAGCUUUGGAGUUCUGUUUCUAGAUAUUUUUAUGACUGCACAAUUUAUUAUGUAUCGCAAGCAGAACAAGAGAAGACCCAGUUUAGUGGCAAUAGAAGUGGAACCAUUACUUGUGAACGAAGAGGAUUCCUAACAUCUCUAUGUACUGUUAUUUUUUUUCAAUAAAGUUUACAUUUGGAGGACUUGAAGAUUUUUCACAGAGUAAAGAUUAAAAUUGCAUAGGGACCAAGCUUAUUGUCAGUGGCUUAUUCUUUGUAAUAUUGUGAAGAUACUACAAAAGAAAAUAUUAUUUAAUGUCUACUGUACUGUAAGUGCUGAGAUGGCACAUGUAAUCAACACAUUUUCUUCUGAAUUACCCCAGUUUAGUCUUUUGUCUCUUGCAAUGUGUUGUGUUCUACAGUGAGGAGUGCUUUAGAAAUACCUAGAAUAUAUAAUCUCAUGGUAUAUUCCAUAUUGUAAAAUAAUUCAGAAGUGUGCCGGAUAUACUGUUGUAAUUCAGUGCAGAUAUUUCUCAACCUAGCAAGCUGUUGCGGCAAAAUGUAGUAUAACUAAACUGUAAAUGCUAAGGCCAUCUGAAUAUUUUUAAUCCUGCCACCAUAUGUAAACAGCAGGCCUAUAUUUUGUAGAUACACAUAUAUAGCUCAUUAAUGAUAACAUGGAAAUAUGAAGACACCAACUGAAAUUCACCCAUGUGCCACAAGUCCUCACAAUGCAUAUAUAUCACUUAAGGACAGGUUUCAGAGUAGCAGCUGUGUUAGUCUGUAUCCGCAAAAAGAAAAGGAGUACUUGUGGCACUUUAGUAACUAACAAAUUUAUUUGAGCAUAAGCUUUCGUGAGCUACAGCUCACUUCAUCGUAGCUUAUGAAAACUUAUGCUCAAAUAAAUUUGUUAGUCUCUAAGGUGCCCAAGUACUCCUUUGCUUUUUUGCAUAUCACAUAAGGUUUUUUUAAGCCUUCAGAAUAGGGUGGUGCAUAGGCCUUGUGUGGGCUCUCCAUACAGGGCUGAAUUUCAUCCACCUCAAGAGGAGAAUGAAGCCUUUAAAUGCCUUUAAUUGAGUGAUUUUAAUCCAAAGGCCAAAUUCUGAACACAUAAGCACAUGUAAUGGGUCUGUUCAUGUAAUUCCCAUUAAAAUAAUUGGGAGCCUCACACACAGUCCAGUAUAGAAUUUUACUCUGUGCAUUUGUUCUCUUCUUGGUGUGUGCACGUUAUUUUCAUUAAGAUAAUACCUGUUUAGUGUAUGUUAUGUGGAAUGUACUUAUAAAUUACUUUAUAUCUACAUUUUGCACAACCUUCCUCUCUUUUCAGCCUUCUGCAUACGUAUGGUCUAAUAAUUAGAAAUUAGAGAUAAAAGACUGAGUGCAUUUUUUUUCCUAAUGCAGGAUUACUGAGAGGUAUGUCUUUAAUUUUAUAUACUUUGAGCAAUAGAGACAAGGAAAAAUAAAUCAUUUUGUCCAAAAUGUGUAUUGAAAAGUAACUAAACUUUUUGCUGACAAAAACUGCCAUAAGAUUGUCAACAAAACAAUUCUCACCAUCUUAAAAGUCUAAAUCUUGUGUCUCUUCAUAUGGAUUAUUCAGGAUUUUCCUUUUGUAUAAAUUCUGAUAACAAUGUUAAAAGGGACACUUAAUUUGAAACGUAUCCAAUUUAAAAAAUAAUAGUUUCAGUUACUACAUCUGCCCCUGAGUUCCCCUGCUAAAUUUUGUGGUUUUACAUUUUCUAAAUUUUAAAUCCUUUUCUGUCUUGUCACACAUGUAUAAAAUGAGAAAAAAAAAUUAACUGUGGGGAUACAGUCUGUACAGUAAGUGCUGUCAAAUGUACAGACUGAAAAUAAAGUUAAUUCUGUAACCUUUCACUAGAGUUUAAAUAUUACUUCUAAAAACAUGUUAAGGAUCAAAUAAUUUUUAAAUUAAGACAUAAAAUAAUCUCCCAUUGAAGUUGGAAUGAUCUAAUCACUGCAGCAGUAUGCUAUGUGACCCCGUUAGAGCAAGUUAAAAUCAGUCAUUAGUCCACAAAACCUAAGACUUUGCAGAUAGUAUGAUAAUGUUACAUAUUGUAGGUAGCAUCAAAUAGCAUUGUAUGUACUGUAAAUAGUUGCAACAGUUCUAUAUUGUGUAAUACUGAAUGUGAUACAGUAAAUAUUGACUGGUCAAUGUAAUUAACAUAUCUUUCUUACUCAGCAGUAAUUCUAGGGUUUCUGUUUGUGGUUUUAAAGUUGCCACAAUAGCUAAGAAAUGCUGAAGUAGUGAGCAAGUGGAAUUAUCCCACUGAGUAUCUUGGAAGUAUUCCUCCAAGUGCUUUUAAGAUACAUACCCGUAUUAGGCAAUUCUUUGCUUGACUUUAGUGGGGCUUUCUGUGCGCACCUGGGAUCAGUCUGCUUGGAGAAGUUUGCAGCAUCAGGUUCUAAGUGUAUAUUUGAGAUGAGUAUGUAUACUUCCUGAUUUCUUAAACUGUUGGGAGGGUGGGUUAGAAUUUGAUCUUUCCACUGCAUAAAUUCAGAAACAAUUUGUCUCACUUGUAGAUUUAUAUGCUGUAUUUAAGAGAUUACCCAAAAUCUUCCCUUGCUGGUGAUUUAAACCGUAUCUUGUUACUUUUUAAUGCAGUUAACAUUUGUUCUUGUAUCAUUGCUUCAAGGAUUAUCUUCCCUUUUCAUUACAUUUAGUAAUCCUGUUUUGUGUUGUGUGUCCUGAGUUUAUGUUGCUAUGGUUUAUUGAAACAACCAAAUAUAGGUGAUAAACUAAAUCACAGUAAAUUUUGUAAGAAUAUUGAAAGAUAAUGUAACAUCUUAAUAUAUAACAAUAUUAAAUAUUGUCAUUAUUUAUUGUGUGUGCAUGCACAGGUGUAUAUAUUUAGGACAGUGUAUAGUUUUAAUUGAAUACUUUAGCUUUAAUAAAAAUAGGUGUCAAGGUAAAUCUUUUGCUGUAACUGUUAACCAAAUAAAUAGUUAUUUCUCAUA
Molecule: messenger RNA, 6319 nt
Organism: Chelonia mydas (Green sea turtle)
Lineage: Eukaryota; Metazoa; Chordata; Testudines; Cheloniidae
Product: lysosomal amino acid transporter 1 homolog
Exons: 10
Coding region: 2512-3501 (329 amino acids)
Source: RefSeq, a predicted model, not a curated record